Messenger RNA from Melozone crissalis (California towhee), 2056 nucleotides. It is a transcript of the gene MAPK4, whose product is annotated as mitogen-activated protein kinase 4. Lineage: Eukaryota; Metazoa; Chordata; Aves; Passeriformes; Passerellidae. The transcript has 6 exons. The record is from RefSeq and is a predicted model, not a curated record. Gene Ontology annotation, molecular function: ATP binding; MAP kinase activity. Bases 230 to 1972 code for a protein of 580 amino acids. Gene Ontology annotation, cellular component: nucleus; cytoplasm. Gene Ontology annotation, biological process: protein phosphorylation; cell surface receptor signaling pathway; intracellular signal transduction.
CGGGCGCGGUGCCGGUGCCGGUCGGGCCAUGGCGGAGCCGAGCGCGGCGGCCCCGGUUUAUUUCCACCCUGUGUUGUGCUGAAGCACCGGGCUCAGGGCGAGCCCCCUCCCCAGUCUGCAGUGGGUAACCAUGAGGCGCCUGAUCUCCCACCGCCGCGUUUCCAACCUGGAGCCCCUGGGGCACUCCUGGCUUUUCCAGUGACAGGGGCGGAGGAGCGGGAGGAGCACGAUGGCCGAGAAGUGCGACUGCCUGGCCAGCAUGUACGGCUACGACCUGGGCUGCCGCUUCGUCAACUUCCGCCCGCUGGGCUUCGGGGCCAACGGGCUGGUGCUGUCGGCGCUGGACAGCCGCAGCUGCCGCAAGGUGGCCGUCAAGAAGCUGACGCUGGGCGACGCGCGCAGCGUGAAGCACGCCUUCCGCGAGAUCAAGAUCAUCCGCCGCCUCGAGCACGACAACAUCGUCAAGGUCUACGAGGUGCUGGGCCCCAAGGGCGCCUGCCUGCGCGGCGACUUCUUCAAGUUCAACGUGGUGUACAUCGUGCAGGAGUACAUGGAGACGGACCUGGCGCGGCUGCUGGAGCAGGGCAAGCUGGCCGAGGAGCACGCCAAGCUCUUCAUGUACCAGCUGCUGCGCGGGCUCAAGUACAUCCACUCGGCCAACGUGCUGCACCGCGACCUCAAGCCAGCCAACAUCUUCAUCAGCACCGAGGACCUGGUGCUGAAGAUCGGCGACUUCGGCCUGGCCAGGAUCGUGGAUCAGCACUACUCGCACAAGGGGUACCUCUCCGAAGGCCUGGUGACCAAGUGGUACCGCUCCCCGCGCCUCCUCCUGUCUCCCAACAACUACACCAAAGCCAUCGACAUGUGGGCAGCCGGCUGCAUCCUGGCCGAGAUGCUGACCGGGAGGAUGCUCUUCGCUGGGGGCCACGAGCUGGAGCAGAUGCAGCUGAUCCUGGAGACCAUCCCCGUGAUCCACCAGGAGGACAAGGAGGAGCUGCUGAAGGUGAUGCCCAUGUUCAUCAACAGCACGUGGGAGGUGCGGAAGCCGCUGCGCAAGCUGCUGCCCGAGGUGGACAGUGAAGCCAUUGAUUUUCUGGAGAAAAUUCUGACAUUUAACCCCAUGGACCGGCUGACGGCUGAGAUGGGCCUGCAGCACCCCUACAUGAGCCCCUACUCCUGCCCCGAGGACGAGCCGGUGUCGCAGCACCCGUUCCGCAUCGAGGACGAGAUCGAUGACAUCCUGCUCAUGGAGGCCAACCAGAGCCAGAUGUCCAACUGGGACAGGUACCACAUCAGCCUCUCCUCCGACCUGGACUGGAGGCACGACAAGCACCACGACAUGGACGAGGUGCAGCGGGACCCGCGGGCGGGCUCGGAGCCCGCGGCGGAGGAGGCGCAGGUGGACCCGAGGAAAUACUCGCAGAGCAGCUCGGAGCGCUUCCUGGAGCUCUCCCACUCCUCCAUGGACCGGGUGUUUGAUGCCGACUGCGGGAAGUCGUGUGAUUACAAGGUGGGAUCGCCCUCCUACCUGGACAAGCUGCUGUGGAGGGACAGCAAGCCCCACCACUACUCAGAGCCCAAGCUCAUCCUGGAUUUAUCCCACUGGAAAAGGGCCACCAUAGCGCCCGCGGCUGAGCUGUCGCUGGAAGAGGAGCCCUCCAACCUGUUCCUGGAGAUCGCGCAGUGGGUGAAGAGCACGCAGGCGGGGCUGGAGUGCCCCGGCUCCCUGCCGGAGAUGCAGGAGCGGAGCCUGCCCUCCUCUCCUCACCGCCUGCACAAGGAGCCCGCCGCCGUCAGCGGCGACACCGACCCCGACUUCGACCUGGACGUCUUCAUCUCCAGGGCGCUGAAGCUUUGCACAAAGCCCGAGGACCUGCCCGACAACAAGCUCAACGAGAUCAACGGGGCGUGCAUCUCGGAGCACCCCGGGGACAUGGUGCAGGCAGAGGUGUUCCAGAAGGAGCGGUGGUGAGGGCCCCAGCCCCGCCGCGUCCCCUGCCCACGCUGUACCAAACGCCUUUGCCAGGAAAGGCAAGCACAAACCACACGCCCCCCU